GUUAAAAAUCUUGCAUGCACCAUUCGCGUUAACCACUGCUUGAAAUCUCGCACGCAUACUCAAUAGUCGCUGGGCAUAAUAGUGGAGUGCUUCCCACACCUCUCUAACCUAGCUGUUGAGGGUCUGGCGAGGCGGCUGCUAAAUGCGUCUAUAAUUAAUCUGGAUAUAGCUCUUCAUCCAGUUCUAGAAAGACUCUACGGGGUUGAAGUCUGGCGAGUAUGGAGGGAAGUCAAUGACCUCUAUACCUCUGACAUCUAACUCCUCAUGAGUGCUGAAGGCAGUAUGUGAGCUGGCUCUAUCCUGCAGGAGGGCAAGCUUGAUACUAGUCUGUCGAUGCUAAUAGAAAAAGGCAUCAAUGAGAGGGACUAUGUGUUGCUGCUGGUAUGAUUCAGCGUUAGUAGUCCCUCGUCCCUCGUCUCUCCAUUUCCCAUACAACCCCACCCCUGGGGCUUUCUUGCCACCUGCAAAGAAGCCCCAAAACAUCGAGUCUUUCCUUCUUCUGGGCCUCUGGAUGAUGCAUGCUGACCAGGGGUAUAAAACUUCGGCCUAGUACCAUCGUAUAACGAACAUUAGGGGCGGUAGGAGCGCUUUUCAAGCUAAAAUGCUUCAAAGG
Molecule: messenger RNA, 613 nt
Organism: Colletotrichum navitas
Lineage: Eukaryota; Fungi; Ascomycota; Sordariomycetes; Glomerellales; Glomerellaceae
Exons: 1
Coding region: 356-550 (64 amino acids)
Source: RefSeq, a predicted model, not a curated record